Messenger RNA from Cladocopium goreaui, 1848 nucleotides. NCBI's taxonomy places the organism in Eukaryota, Dinophyceae, Suessiales, Symbiodiniaceae. The record is from the annotation of a GenBank genome assembly.
AUGCAAUGCAUCCCUAGUGAGCCAUCCCCCCUGUCAACAGAGACGCCAAAGCGAUUUGCAGAUCUUGUUCUGCGUGAUGACACGCUCAUCUUGGGUGGGUCUGCCAAGGCCAGAUUAACCCAACCGUUCGGUUUACUUUGGCUAAAAAAAAAUCAUGGGGACCACCGGAACAAAAAGUUUUUUUUCCUAGGAGGUGGGAGUUGCCGCUGCGUCAAACGUCAGGCAUCUGAAGCCAAAGAAAAAAAUGAAGUUCAGCCAGCUUCUGGGUGGCUACCUGUGAAGCGGAAUUUGGAGGCAGAACUGAAGAAGGUGGAAGGCGUAGAGAACCAGAAGAAGGAAGGCCAGCAGAAGGGAUCCGAGGCAGAGAAGGUCACAGGUGAGAAGAACGAGGGGCUAGAGACGCAGAAGGGAUCCGAGGCAGAGAAGGUCACAGGUAAGAAGAAGGAGGUAGAGACGCAGAAGGGGUCUGAGACGGAGAAGGUCACUGAUGAAAAAGAAAAGGACAAGGAAGAGGAGAGAUAUGAGAAAACAACUCCCGAGGCAAAGGGUGUCAAAGGCAAGAAGGAGAAAGAGGAACAGGAGAAGGUGUCCCAGGUGAAGGCCAGAGACGUGAAGAGAAAGGAGGCAGAGGCCGGAGAGGUCGAAGAUGCGAAGGACAAGAAAGAAAACAUGCACAAGGUAUCCGAAGUAAAGGAGGUUCAAUGUAAUAAGGAGGAGAAGGAAGAGAAACAGGAGAGAUCGGACGCAGAGAAGGUCAAAGAUGAGGAGGAACAGGCUGUAGAAAAGGAGCCAAUGAAGGAGGCAGACGACAAGAAUCAGAAGACUCCUGAGGUCGAAGGCACGAGGGAAAAGGAGGAAGGCGAGAAGAAGGUACCCGAGGUGAAGGCCGGAGAGGUGAAGGAAGAGGAUCAUAUGUUAGAGGUGGAGAAGAAAGAUGAUCUGAAGGUUCCGGACUUAUUGAAUGGGACGCCUCAGCUAGUGCGGCGCCGAGAGCAGUUUGGCACUUUGGAGGACAGGGAGCCUGAAGAGACCGACAAGCAGCCAAAGCGACGAUCAAGAAAAGACAAGAAAGAAAAGAAGGUGAAGGAUACCAAGGAGGAGGAAGAUUUGGGAGACGAAGGCGCCAAGAAUACAGACCAAGAGAAGGAGACACAGAAGCCAAAGAGACGGGCCAGGAAAGCACAGAAGGUGGAAGCUGAAGAGGCCAGUAAGGCAGGUUAUGAAAGCAAAGAGGACCAGAAGCCAAAGAGAGGAGUGAAGACAGAGCAGACAAAGGAUGAGAACAAGGAGCCUGAGAAACCGAGAAAGCGCAAAGGCAAAGCUGCCACAAAGGCCGGCACUGAAGACAAAGAGAACCAGAAGCCAGAGACAGGAGCAGAGCCAGGGAAGAAACCGCAUGAUGAAGUGAAGGAGGAGCGUGAGAAAAAGAAGCCAAGAGGCAAAGCUGCCACAAAGUCUGAUAGAGAGACAGAGAACCAGGGAUCCAAGAGAGCCAUGAAAGCGAAGGUUGAAGAGAAGGGCGAACCUCAGAAGAAGAAGGCCAGAGGCAAAGCUGCCAAGACAAAGGACACAAAGGGAGAAGAGGCGCAGAACGAAGGAAAGGAUGAUGCCAAGCCGGUCUCUUUCGGAAGACGUCCCUGCCCGGUCACACAGCCAUCCAAGGACCGCUGGGAAGCCAUCCGAGAUGCUUUCAAUGAAAUUGUCAAGCCACAGGUCACCCAGCACUCGAAGUUGCAGGUCAAGUUCUGGGAGGCAUGCGUGGACUCCGAAGAGUUGAACCAGUGCGGCGACUACCCUGCUUUCUUUCAAGUGGCAAAGAGCUUGGCGUCUACCUUCAACGUUGAGUGA